AUGAGUGGACCAGAUCCCUCCAAUAAUAAUGGUAAUGAUUCAGGCGAUGGUCUUCCUGCCAAUAAUAAUAGACAUAAUCAAAAUAAUAAUGAUAAUAAUACAAGCAACAAUGAGACUACACCUGCACCACAUUCGAAUAACAUAACACUCUCCAUACAAUACACAUAUUUACCGAUCGAUGGCACGAAUGGCCAACCUAUUGAAACAGCUGGCACAAACGAUGAUAGGCCGUCUGGUAUCAAUGGCUCUGCUGCCACUACAGGUAGUGGUAAUGUUACCGGAUUGGGAGUUAACAAUACUGCCAUGGGAACAACCUUACCGGGGCAGCCUGUUAAUUUAAAUGGUGUUCCAGGUGGACCAUUGCCUGGCAUUCAACCAAAUAUGCUACCUACGCCUGCUGGCGCGUUUGUUUUGUCAUUUAGAGAUAUACCCAGCACAACACCGCAGAGUCGAUUAGAAUCUAUAGUUGCGAUUACUGCCGAGUUAGCAAUGAGAAGAUUCCAAGAAUUGCAUUCAAGACCCAAGGGAAUUCCAAAGGAAGAAUUUGAAAAAUUACCAAUUCUGACCCUCGAGGAAGUUAGAAAAUUAAAUAAUGGUAAAAAUACAGAAUGUAGUAUUUGUUAUGAACCAUACAUUGAAGAACCUGUGGAAGAUAAAACUGAAACAGAUAAAAAUAGUAAUAAUAGGAAACGUAGUAGGUCGGGAUCAGAUAGCCAAGCAAGUGCUCAAAUUGAUAGAAUUAAGAGACAAAGGGUAAAUGCUGAUUCAAAUUCUGCGCCAACACCAGCAUCUUCGGCUCCUACAAGUGCUGGUGACCAAUCAUCUACUAAUGCACCUACCUCUCAAGAAGGAAAUCCAGAUCCAACAGCUGAGGAUGAGCCAACAUAUCUUCAUUCCCCUGUAAAAUUGCCAUGUAAUCAUGUUUUUGGUAGAGAAUGUAUUUAUAAAUGGUCAAAAAAUGAGAAUUCUUGUCCAUUAUGUAGACAUAAGAUCGCAGAAUUAAGUGCUGAUCAAAUGCAAAAUCAAACUAAUACCAAUAACGCUACUAUGCACGAAUUUGAAAGAAUUAGAAAUUUAUUAUACAAUCCACCCGAAACUACUGAAAAUGGUAAUACCCAAAAUACAAACAGUAAUGCAACCACCCCAGCUACAACAUCUACGGAAUUUAAUUUCCCCGUAAAUGGGCCUAAUAUUAUCUUUUUAUCACCAGAUGACUGGAAUAAUGUGUCAAAUAGAGCUACUAGAACAGGAGAUCCUCCAAACAGUAUUCCUAAUACAACAGAAGGUUCAACAACCACAACAUCUGCUCAAACUAGGGGUGUAAACCCAUUAAAUAAUGCCCAGACACCAUCCAACUCUACAACACCGGUAAAUGGUACCAGUACGACUCGUACAGGUCUACGUUGGAUCCCAAUUUCAAUGAGAAAUUUAAAUCCUCUAACUAAUGAUGAGAGAACUAGAAGCAACCCUGGACCAAAUGGUGUUACAAACGCUUCUACAUCUACUAAUGUACAACCCCAAACAACAGAAGAGGCAAGAUACAGUGGACUAAGAAGACUUUUCCAUACAAUGUUCAGUUCUGCAGAGAGAGAGGAGGUAAAUAAUGCAGCAACAGGUGCAACUAGUAACACUAGUACUCUUCCAGAAAGAAACGUACCCCCAGAACUUGCUAAUCAUCUUCGUAACAUAGAUAGUGCCCUUGCAGGUAAUACACAGACCCCUGCUAGUUUAUUCAGUACUGGUGUGGCCAGUUAUAGAGGCCAGAACGGUAAUGUUUCCACAUUUGAACUUGGGAAUCAUCGUACAUCACAUACCACAGCAAGUAGCAACCCAGUUACGGAUGCAUCAAAUCAAUCUAAUGCUUCAAAUGCUAACAUUUCAUCUAAUCCAGCAUCAAAUACAGACACUAAUAAUGACGAGACUGAGGAAACUCAACCACGAAACCAAAAUAAUGAGAACAACGAACCUUCACAGAGUAAUGAACAUAAUGAUAAUCAUUAA
Maudiozyma barnettii is the source of this 2001-nucleotide messenger RNA. RefSeq names its product ubiquitin-protein ligase SAN1 (gene SAN1). NCBI's taxonomy places the organism in Eukaryota, Fungi, Ascomycota, Saccharomycetes, Saccharomycetales, Saccharomycetaceae. Gene Ontology annotation, cellular component: cytoplasm. The transcript has a single exon. Gene Ontology annotation, biological process: protein ubiquitination. The coding region runs from base 1 to 2001 and encodes 666 amino acids. The record is from RefSeq and is a predicted model, not a curated record. Gene Ontology annotation, molecular function: ubiquitin protein ligase activity.